CUCUCUCCACGUCCGCGCGCGUCGCAGACAAUCCUUCCACAGGAGAGGAAGCCAAACUAUGAAGCUUUAAGUAGGCAACAACAGCUGAGCCUUUUCUCAUCGCCGGCGUUGACGUUUUAUUCGGACUUUUUGAAAACUUUUUUUUUGUUUGAAAACUAAAAACCCGCCCCGGUGUCCACGUGGAAACGAGACAAAGUCUUAUGCCGUGAUAUAACAAGCAGUAAAGAGUAGUAGCCUAGAUCGAUUGUCUUUGUUUUGUUGUUAUUUUUCUUCGCCUGCUGUCUGGACGGCGGGAUUUCAGUAGUUUUUUUUUUUUGGGAGGGGGGGGGGGCAGUCUGCAGAUAGAAGAAUGCUGCCCCAGGUCUUCGCCCUGGCCUGUGGUCUCUGCUGCUUUGGUUUAUCCUCCGUCACUGCGAACGUGCUAAAAGCAGAGAGUUGGCUGCAGCAGUACGGCUACCUGCCUCCAGGUGACGUCCGGGCCCAGGCCAUCCGCUCGCCAAAGUCCAUUGAAACAGCCAUUUCAGCCAUGCAGCGGUUCUACGGUUUGACCGUCACCGGCUCCAUAGACUCCAACACGUUAGAGGCGAUGGGCCGGGCGCGGUGCGGCGUCCCGGACAAGUUCGGCCCGCAGCUGAAAACCAACCUGAGGAGGAAGAGAUACGCGAGGCAAGGUCUGAAGUGGGAGAAGUCCGAGGUGACCUUCAGCAUCCAGAACUACACCCCGAAGAUCGGCGAACAGGCCACGUACGAGGCCAUCCGCAGAGCCUUCCGGGUGUGGGGGGCCGCCAUCCCGCUGACCUUCAGGGAGAUCCCCUUCGGCCACAUCAGCGGCAAGGUCGACAAGUACGCCGACAUCAUGCUGUCGUUCGCCGAGGGCUUCCACGGCGACAGCACGCCGUUCGACGGCGAGGGCGGCUUCCUGGCCCACGCCUACUUCCCCGGGCACGGCAUCGGCGGAGACACGCACUUUGACCUCGCCGAGCCCUGGACCACCGGCACCACCGACCAAGGGGGAAAUGAUGUUUUCCUGGUGGCGGUCCACGAGCUGGGUCACGCUCUGGGCCUGGAGCACUCCGGCGACCCCUCCGCCAUCAUGGCCCCCUUCUACCAGUGGUUUGAGACGGAAAACUUCCAGCUGCCGAGCGACGACCGCAGAGGCAUCCAGGCCAUCUACGGAUCCAAGUCGGCGGCUCCGCCUCCUCCCCCGCCGCCUCCCCCCCCCCGGCCCACGAAGCCGCACGCCCCCGACAACGGCCCGGACGUCUGCGAGGGACACUUUGACACCAUCGCUGUCCUCAGGGGGGAAAAGUUCGUGUUCAAGGACAAGUGGUUUUGGCGCGUGCGGAACAACAAGGUGUUGCCGGGUUACCCCAUGACCAUCAGCCACUUCUGGAAGGGCCUGCCCGCCAACAUCAACGCCGCCUACGAGAGGGACGACGGGAAAUUCGUCUUCUUCAAGGGUGACAAGUAUUGGGUUUUCAGCGAGGCCGUCAUGGAAAAGGAUUCCCCCAAGAGCCUGAGAGACAUGGGCACCGGCCUGCCCAAGGACAAGCUCGACGCCGCCCUGUUCUACACGCCGACGGGGCAGACGUACUUCUUCAGGGGCAACAAGUACUACCGCUUCAACGAGAAGACUCGCACCGUGGACAGCGGCUACCCGAAGCCCAUCAGCGCGUGGAGCGGCGCGCCGGACAACAUCAAGGCCGCCAUCAUGAGCCAAGACGGAUCGUACACUUAUUUCUACAAAGCCAACAAGUACUGGAAGUUCAACAACCAGUACGUGAAGGUGGAGUCGGGCUACCCCAAGUCCGUGCUCACCGACUGGAUGGGCUGCGACGGCGAGGAGCCCAAGAGGGGUCGGGAGGAGGACGAGACGUUCGUCGUCGAGGAAUCGCUGGGCGGGGCCGGCCCGGUUGCCGUGGUGAUCCUUCUCCUCCUGCUGGUGCUGGUGGUGGUCACCCUGGGGGCGCUUUUGGUCUUCAGGAAGUACGGCACGCCUCGACGCCUCCUCUACUGCAAGAGAUCCCUCCUGGACCAGGUGUAGACAGAGACCCAGGUCGGGGAGGAGGGGAGGGGGGGGGGGAUAUUGAGAGGAGGAAGAAAUGGAAGAGGAGGAGACAGAAAAACGAAAAAAUAAUGGAGGACAGAGGGAAUAGGAGGUGGAGGAGGGGAGGAGGGGGGGGGGCAAUGUGUUCAGUGUUGGGUGGUUUGGGGAAAUAAAGGCCCUAGCAUACGAAAUCAGGAAACAUGUGUAUUUGUACGUUGGCUACUUACAUAGAGAAGGGGAAUAUACAAAGAGACUCAUCAACAAAUCAAACACCCCCCUUCCCUCCUUCCUUCCUUCCUUCCUUCCUCUCCUUCAUCUGGACGACUCCAGCUGAACUGCCGCCUGAUUCGUGCGUGAGAUCGAGAUCCGUGUUUCACUUUUGGUUUUUACUCCCAAAUGCAUCCCCUGUGUAGAGUUUUUGCAAAAUGUAUUCAUUUUUAAAGGGACUUUUAAGGUCUCGAGUCCACUGUGCGGGGGGGAGGGGGGGGGAGGUUUUGAUAUUCAGCAAUGUGGUAUUUCUUCAAAAAGUCGGGCUGGAUGUCGGACGUCGUACUUCUUCAGUGCGCCCAAAAACCUUCCGGUUCACCGGUUAAUUACUUUUUCUUUCAUCAAAUAUAUUCAGAUAUUACUCAACGUUCUGCCAAUUUCUAUGACUGGAAUCCUGUCGAAGCGACACCUAGCCCGACGAAGACCUUGACGCUGUCAGUUGUUAUUGAUGCAGAUUACCACGAGGCUAGAAAUCCUUCAUUUGAGGUGUUUUAACUGCGACUUGACUCACGAGCGUUACUCAUCUUUCAGUGUAAGCAGUCAGACGGGAGAAAGAUUUUACUUCAAAACGUGACGUUUUAACCCGACAUUCCGGUACAUUUCGUUGUUGACCAAUAGGAGCAGAGCUGCUGGUGCCAAAAUGCGUCAGUAAGCGGUACAUUAUAGUGCAAUCUUUAAUUAUUAUUGUUUUUAUGGUAAAUUGUUGUUAUAAGUAUGGUUAUUGUUAUUAUUGUUCUCCAGGUAAAGUAAUAGGGCCUUUUGUUUUGUUUUGUUUUGUUUGCUUUUGUUGAUUGUCAUUGGGAGUCCUGCUGGACAGAGGCGUAACGUGACAACGAUGGGAAUGGAUCCCAGUUUGCACUCAGCAUGUGAUGGGUUCCAUCCAGGGAGGGGGGGGGGGGGGGCUGGACGUGAGCACAGGGAGUUUCUCUUUGCUCACCUGGAGCCUCUGACAAGCGAUGCUAUUUAUGAACUUUGAGGGAUUGAUGGUGCUAAAAAAAAUUUGAGGUGAUUUUGUUUAGGUAAUAACAAUGAUAAUGGUAAUGAUAUUUAUAAUGAUGAUCAUAUCAAUA
Pungitius pungitius (ninespine stickleback) is the source of this 3384-nucleotide messenger RNA. RefSeq names its product matrix metallopeptidase 14a (membrane-inserted) (gene mmp14a). Gene Ontology annotation, biological process: skeletal system development; collagen catabolic process; extracellular matrix organization. Lineage: Eukaryota; Metazoa; Chordata; Actinopteri; Perciformes; Gasterosteidae. Gene Ontology annotation, cellular component: extracellular matrix. The record is from RefSeq and is a predicted model, not a curated record. Gene Ontology annotation, molecular function: zinc ion binding; metalloendopeptidase activity. The transcript is spliced from 10 exons. The coding region runs from base 350 to 2044 and encodes 564 amino acids.